Messenger RNA from Neogale vison (American mink), 150 nucleotides. RefSeq names its product ATP synthase membrane subunit K, mitochondrial-like. Bases 1 to 150 code for a protein of 49 amino acids. The record is from RefSeq and is a predicted model, not a curated record. The transcript has a single exon. NCBI's taxonomy places the organism in Eukaryota, Metazoa, Chordata, Mammalia, Carnivora, Mustelidae.
AUGGCAGUUCCAGAAGCUAAUGCCCAAUUCCAUUUCACAGCUAUCAAAAAAUAUUUCUACUCUUAUACUCUUAAAAGUAGAAUGAAUCGUGUACUGGCCACAAAAGGAGGCAUUGCUUUGAUAGUCUUAUACUUCAAGUUAAGGUCUUAA